CAUACGUCAUCAAAAUACUCCUUCAGCUGUUCGAACACUCAAGUGUCACCACGAGAGCUGCUACAUGGGACAUAAACUCAUUCAUUAAAUCACUAAACGAAGAUGGCUCUAAUGGGAGUUCAGUUGGUGGUGAGCUUGCUGGCGGUCAGCAUAAUGCAAAGAAUGGCCCCACAUCUCUCCUUUGCACGCUGGCUCUUAUGUAAUGGCAGCCUUUUCAGGUUCAAACAUCCAUCCGAAGGCGAGUUGUGUGCCCUGGCAGGGAAACAGAUUCCGAAGACCAGCAGGCGAGACAGAAGACAAAAUGGACAUGGAGAAUCCAAGCCGCUCACAGUUCCAAAAGAUAUCGAUCUUCACCUAGAGAGUGCGCCUGUAAAUGUCUUGGACGCACUUGUUUUGCGGUUCUUUGUGGAGUAUCAGUGGCUGAUUGACUUCGCCGUCUACACCACAGGGAUCUACCUCUUCACCGAAGGCUACUAUAGUGUAGUAGAUGCUAGUAAGGAAGUCAAUAUAGCUUCCAUCUGGUGUGUGCUGACUGUUUUCUUCUGCUUGAGGACGCUGUAUCUUCUUACGAGCCACUACUUUCGCUCGGAGGAGGGUGGAGAGCGCUCUGUGUGUCUGGCUUUUGGCUUCUUAUCUCUACUUAUUGCAAUGCUGGUCCUUGUUGUGAGAGAAGACUACCUGGAGUUUGGCCUAGAGCCCGGAUUUACCAGUCUUUUUGACAAUUUCGAGGUCUUCGCCAAACAGCAAGGCUACGAGUGGUCGGUUCCCUUCACCAAACUGUCAGUCAAGUUGGGGCUGGCUGUCAUUUGUGCCUUCAUUGGAGCUCUCCUUGCUUUCCCUGGAUUGCGAUUGGCUCAAACUCAUCUAGAUGCAGUUCAGAUGAAUUCAGAUCGUCCAAUCAUUCAGAUCCUUUUGCACCUGAGUUUUCUGUCUCCACUGGUUAUUAUUGUAAUGUGGAUUAAACCCAUUGCUAGAGACUUCCUGGGGAACGCCCCAAUGGGAAAGACAUCAGUGACCUUACUUUCUAGUUCAGCCUUUAACUCAGUGCGUCUUUGGACGAUCGUGGUCCUGUGUGUUUUGCGGCUGCUGCUCACCCGCUACCACUUGCAGGCGUACCUCAAUCUGGCUCAGAAGUGGGUGGAGCAAAUGAAGAAAGAGGCGGGGCGGAUUGCUGCCAUUGACAUCCAGAGGAAGGUGACCAGGGUUUUCUGCUACUUGACUGUGGUCACCCUUCAGUAUCUUAUACCCAUACUGCUCGUGCUUUUCUCAACUUUGGCGCUCAAAUCUUUAGGUGACUUUUCAUGGGGCCUUGGAGCAGAGACUCCGGGUGUAACCCCUGCUCCCAUAAUUCCCACCGCGCCUCCGCCCGCCCCCAGACUAGAAGACGACGAGGACAUGGAAGACAUGGAGGAAGACAUCCAAGCCACCGUAGCUCACCUGACCGAGCUGUUUGCUGCCUUACGUGGGGUCCUCACGCCCAUUUUCUUCAGGGGCAUCUUUGCCUUUCUCACGUGGUGGGUUGCGGCCUGUCAACUCAUUAGCAGCCUGUUCGGCAUCUACUUCCACCAGUAUCUGAUGCAUAACUGAAAAGUGCCCUGAAAUGAAGCUUUUUGUGCUGAAUCCAAUUCUUCAAGGAAACGCAACAUCAACUCGAACAGUCAUGCAAACACAUCUGACACGCCAACAAGAUGAAGGCUGGCUCUUCGGAACAAACGCUCAUCUAAACCCAUUGUAUUUUGCUGGUACCUAGAAACUUUUGUUUGGUACAAUCAAAGCAAAGAUGCUAGUUAACUCUAUAAAUAAUCAAUAA
This is a messenger RNA of Labeo rohita (rohu), 1810 nucleotides long. RefSeq names its product transmembrane protein 161A (gene tmem161a). The record is from RefSeq and is a predicted model, not a curated record. Lineage: Eukaryota; Metazoa; Chordata; Actinopteri; Cypriniformes; Cyprinidae. The transcript is spliced from 12 exons. Bases 103 to 1587 code for a protein of 494 amino acids.